GGAUUGGGAUGGCUGGAAGAACAGUUUGUUUAAUUAUUUUUGGCUUUUUUGAAUCUUUGUACCCUGGAAGCAGCCAAAGUAUAUGUGAACAACCAUCCAAGCCAGGCGAUGUACCAGUAUGUUGCCCGUUUUACUAUUAUAACGGAACUGAUUGUAUAGAAUGUCCACCUGGAUACUAUGGUGUGGAAUGCAAUGUCCCCUGCAAUUACCCAUCAUACGGUCCAAGAUGUAAUCCUAUUUGUAACUGUAGUAAAAAUGAUUGUGAUUAUGUACACGGAUGCUUGCUAAGUAGUACGAUCAUAAUUACAUCAGAGAAAGCCGCCAGUACUUUAUUACAAAUAAAUGAAUCCAAAGGUAACAUUAACACAACGAUUAAUGGUACAGGGAUGGUCAAUAAUGGAGAGAAGGUUUUUAAUCCUCUGGUGAGAGGACUUGUGGUUGCAGUUGGAGGAGCUUUGAUUUUGAUUAUGACUAUGAUUAACAUCAUCAACAUCUUUUCCUAUUGUAACAGAGAAGAGGAAACAGAUACUAACAAUAUCCCAAUUCUUUAAUUUUUUAUGACAGCCUCUGCGAUUAUACCAAUAUUAAUAGUAACUUAUUUAACCAUUUUCCUCCAAGAAAUUCAUG
This is a messenger RNA of Saccostrea cuccullata (small rock oyster), 627 nucleotides long. RefSeq lists its product as uncharacterized. NCBI's taxonomy places the organism in Eukaryota, Metazoa, Mollusca, Bivalvia, Ostreida, Ostreidae. The coding region runs from base 9 to 551 and encodes 180 amino acids. The transcript is spliced from 5 exons. The record is from RefSeq and is a predicted model, not a curated record.